AUGGUAUAUGGAGAGAAUAUUAAACUUCUUGGAGAAUUCUUUGAAGAAAAAAUAAGUCAUACACCACCUGGAACUUUUAUACAUAAGUUACAAAAGCAUAUGGAAUUGAUUCGGCCGAAGGAAAUACAACAGAAAGGUAUCCCUAAAUUAUUUGUACACAAAGAUUUAGAAUCAACAUCCCAUGUUUUUCUUCGCAUUAACAGAGUUCGGAAGCAACUCGAACCCCCAUAUGAAGGUCCGUAUUUGGUUAUCAAUCGUUCACCCAAAUAUUUUACUCUCAGGAUAAAGAAUAAAGAAGUAAAUGUAUCGAUAGACAGAUUGAAGCCAGCAUAUAUUAUACCACAACAAACCCCUGAACAAGAGAAACCUACAACUUCAAAUUGUGUAAACAAUGCAUCUACGCCGAUUGAAAUUCAAACCACAUUAACUGUGGCUCAACCUAAAAUCAAAUCAGCUUUAAGACAAUCUCGAACUGGUAGAAUUCUUAAGACACCAUUGCGAUUCAAAAACUGA
This is a messenger RNA of Stegodyphus dumicola, 513 nucleotides long. RefSeq lists its product as uncharacterized. The record is from RefSeq and is a predicted model, not a curated record. Lineage: Eukaryota; Metazoa; Arthropoda; Arachnida; Araneae; Eresidae.